UUUCUUUGUGUUUCCUCCCCAUUCCUCUCCUUUGGUUCUGGAAGCAAGAAGGUGGGAAAUUUUUUGUCCAGAAGAAGCCAGGCAAGUUUUGAUUGCGGCAGUCGAUCCAUUAACCUAUUCAUCGAUCCGUUUGAGGGACAAAAGGGGAAGUCUUUGGAGCAAGCGAAAAGAGGAGGAUAUGGUGUGAUGAGGGUGGGGAAGAAGGAGAAGGACGAGGGAGGAGAAGAUGGCGAGAGAAGGGAGAGGAAAGUGGGGUUUGGGUUUGAGUUCAGGUCUAUGCUCCUACAAGAGAACCACUCUCAUUGUUUGCCUUCUCAACAUUGUUAUUGCUCUCUAUGUUCUUCGCUCUCUCUAUGCUUCUCUCUAUGUUUAUUCCAAUAACGGUAACGUUGUAGAGUACUCUCCAGAUCAGAUUAGGAAAAUGGAAGAAUCAAUCCGGAUUCGAAGAGCAAGUGAACCUAUACAACUUCUUAAAUUGGUGAAGCAACUAAAGCAUGAGUUUUCCAAAGAAAACUCAGUGGUUGAAUUGCCACGGGCAGUUAAGCAGAGGAUAACUGAUGAGGUUCUGCAGAGGUUGAGAGGCUUGAAAGCAAAUGCUAAUAUGAGUGAACAGCGGGAAGCAGUUGAACGCUGGCGCACAGAGAGAUUAGAAGAUGCCAAAAAGUUGGCUAUUGUAAGAGAGGGACUGAAUUCAACUCUUUCACAAGAAGAAGCUGGGAUUCUAGUAAGAGCCUUGGAGUCUGAUUGGGCUGUUCUGUCAGAAGAUGUAGGGCUUUGGAUACCUGAUGAAAUUAUUCAUCAGGAACACGAUGAUAAACCUGAGGGUGUGGAAGAUAUUGACAUGGAACAAAUUUUAGCUGGAAGGUCACUUCCACCAGAAUGCCAUGCUGAACUUCAUACAGAUUAUGAUGGAGGCGCUGUUAGGUGGGGCCUUACACACCAUAAAGAAAGUGCAGCUGACUGCUGCCAGGCUUGUUUAGAUCAGGCAAAAAAUGCAAAACCACAUGAAAAGAAAUGCAAUAUAUGGGUUUACUGUCCAUCAGAAACUGGUUGCUAUUCCCCCGAUAUAUACGAACACAAGCACAUGGAGUGCUGGCUGAAAUCUUCUGAAAAGCCCAGACUGAACUUCAGAGACCGGUAUUCUGAAUCAUAUAGAAGCUCCCAUCCAACUGCUCCGGUGAGGGUUCCUUGGGUCUCUGGUGUUGUUAGCUUAUGAACAGAUUGAUGCGACAAACAAACAGUGAGUCUGAAGAGGAGUGUAUACUUUGGGCUGCAGAUGUCUUCCACGCUGUAGAACUUCUUAAGAAAUACAAAGCUGGUUCUACUGAAAUCCUUAUCAGGCUCCAGUGGACGUCCAGUGAAACUUUUGAUGUUUGCUUGUUUUACAUUUUGACAAUUGAUUGCGGGGGAACGGGGAAAGGGGUUUUGUUCCACAUUCUCACUUAGUUGAUAGUCACACAGGUCUUAUUUUUUGGACUGUCCAACAUCAAUGGCGGUUCUGGCAUUGAUGAUUUCAAACAAUGAAAUUCAGUGUCUGUCCCUGGUAGAGGUUAUAGCAAGACAUGAGAAGCUUUCUUUAUGUAUUAUUAAUGACAAUGAGAAAAGAAAAAUGUUGUAACAGAGAGGGUAUUCUUAAUUUCUUAUGAGCAACUAGCAAACUGGAAUGUUAUAUUAUUUUAUACUGUUUUUCAAGGAUUUUUUAAUCAAUAAAUUUGUAUAAA
Molecule: messenger RNA, 1721 nt
Organism: Rubroshorea leprosula
Lineage: Eukaryota; Viridiplantae; Streptophyta; Magnoliopsida; Malvales; Dipterocarpaceae
Source: the annotation of a GenBank genome assembly